AUGGAUAUUCACGAAGGGAAAAGAGAGUAUGUGAACUGCACAAUAUGUGGUAAAAAAUAUGCUUCAAAAAGUUCUUUAUAUAGUCAUAUGCUGACACAUGAUCAGUCAAUGUCUGUAAAAUGCAAACAUUGUGACAAAUCAUUUCCAUCUCAAUCUUAUGUACGUAGGCAUAUAAAACGUGUACAUAUAGAGUUUUCUGAAAAUCCCAAAAUUUUCCAGUGUGAUUUGUGUCAAAAGAACUUUAAAUGUCUGAAAAGUUUCAAAUAUCAUGUUCUAUCUCAUACUGGAGAGAAGCCAUAUGGAUGUACAGAUUGUGAAAAGCGAUUUAGAUCAAAGGGAACUUUAGAUCUUCACAAGAAAACACAUACUGGUAUUAAAGACCAUGUUUGUACUUUUUGUGGAGAUUCAUUUUUAAAAACUAAACAAACCUUUAACAUACAUAUGAAAAGACAUCGUUCUUCCACGAAGCAUAUCUGUAAGAUGUGCGGUGUGUCAUAUAAAGACGUUGCAAACCUUAGGCAACAUGUCAACAUUCACAAGGGUGUCUUCCCUUAUAAGUGUAGGAGCUGCGACAAAGCCUUCCCUUCUGCCAAGAAGAGAUUAAUACACACAGUCAGUGUGCAUCAGCCAGCCAGAUUUAAUUGUGAUCUGUGUAAGAGAGAUUUUAAGGUUUCGAGGAACUUCAAAAAUCACAUGCGUCUUCAUGAAAAUCUGAAACCCUUUUCGUGCACCCAGUGUACCGCACGUAAAAGUUAUACAAGUCAUCAAAAUCUGAAAAACCACUUGCGUUUACACAGUGGGCUAAAACUUUUCACUUGUUCAGACUGUGGUCAAAAUUUUAAUUGGGAAUCUGGAUUACUGCGGCAUAGGCGAAACAAUUGUGGUAUUCGUUUUCAGAGAAAGUUGGCAACUUUCAAAUGUGGUAAAUGUGAUCAACGCUUUCCAACUAAAAACAUCUGCCUUUCUCAUAUGAAAAGGAGACAUCAAUUAUGUAGAUAUUCUUGUACAGUUUGUAAACGGUCAUUUAGAUGUAAGAGAAAAUUGAAGAAUCAUCUGAAGACGCACAGUGAUUGUACGACUGUCACUAAUACUAGUGACAGAGAAAUGCUUCAGACAGAAAACACUUGUACAACAACCAAAAGUUUCAUAACAGAACAGGGUGUAUGUAGGAUAUCACAAACGGGUUCCAAUACAACUGCUAUGGAAUUAUUUGAGGCCAUGCAAGGAAAUGAAGAAUGGACUGCAGAUGAAUUUGAAUUAGAAUAUAAUUAA
Messenger RNA from Lottia gigantea (owl limpet), 1272 nucleotides. RefSeq lists its product as hypothetical. Lineage: Eukaryota; Metazoa; Mollusca; Gastropoda; Lottiidae. Gene Ontology annotation, molecular function: RNA polymerase II transcription regulatory region sequence-specific DNA binding; DNA-binding transcription factor activity, RNA polymerase II-specific. Gene Ontology annotation, cellular component: nucleus. Bases 1 to 1272 code for a protein of 423 amino acids. The transcript has 4 exons. Gene Ontology annotation, biological process: regulation of transcription by RNA polymerase II. The record is from RefSeq and is a predicted model, not a curated record.